Messenger RNA from Fusarium coffeatum, 1071 nucleotides. RefSeq lists its product as uncharacterized. Gene Ontology annotation, biological process: proteolysis. Lineage: Eukaryota; Fungi; Ascomycota; Sordariomycetes; Hypocreales; Nectriaceae. Gene Ontology annotation, molecular function: peptidase activity. The transcript has a single exon. The record is from RefSeq and is a predicted model, not a curated record. The coding region runs from base 1 to 1071 and encodes 356 amino acids.
AUGAGCGUCGGCCAUGGCUUCCAAGAAGACUGUGUAUCCGGCACUGGCACGAUUCAGGGUUACAUGAUCUUCGUCGACUUCAUCGACGCCGAGUCCCCAGCGUCGGAAUCCGCACAAGACCUCUACGAUCUCUUGGUCCCCGAAGCAGCAGAGUGGUACAGAAACGCCAGCUACGGCCAGCUCGAACUCAACAUCACCGCCGACGUAUCACGAUUCUACCGGAUGCCUAAAUCCGUCGCGUCAUACGGGUGGGAACAAGGUCUCAGCAGUGAACAGCAUCUGUCAUACAUCCAAGAUGCUCUCGAUGUGUAUAGAAGCCAAGGAAGAAACCCAAUGCCAGCCGCGCACGACGUUCUUUACAUCGCGACAACACGCAACAACGAUAGAAUGACACGGUCAAUGGGCACAGGCUUCAGCGUCACAGCUAGGAACGGGAAAUUCAUCUCAAAAAGAGCAGUCACGUUCGGAGCUGAUCCGUAUACUACGUGGGGCUACAAGGCGCUCAAUCACGAGACGGGCCAUGCCAUGUGUCUGCCCGACUACUACCCCAGCGCACCGGACCUGCCUACGGGGCACUACACCGGAGGAUGGAGCAUAAUGGGCAAUGUAGGCGGCGCAGCGCCCGAUUUCUUCGCAUGGGACAAGUGGCGGCUUGGAUGGUUGAAGGAUACUGCUAUCAAUUGCGUUACAAAGCGAGGCACUACCCAACAUACCCUCACCGCAGUUGAGAUCGAAGGCGGCGUCAAAGCAGUUAUCAUUGCAGCGAGUCAAACCUCUGCCAUCGUCGCUGAAGCGCGUGUUGCAAAAGGCGUCGAUGGGAACAUCUGCGCGCCGGGUGUUCUGUUGUAUAGCGUCGACACGACUGUUACCACGUCGGCGGGUUCGAUCAAGGUCUUGGAUGCGACCCCUGGAUCGAACGGUUGUGGGGAGAACGGAGAGCUGGAACCUUUGAAUGAUGCUACUCUGUCCAUGAAGGGGAAGAAGUCAUUCGAGGUUUCUGAGUGGGGAGUCAAGGUUACUUUGGUGGAGGAGAAGAAUGGCCAGUUCAAGAUUGAAGUGGAGUAUUCUUAA